Messenger RNA from Plutella xylostella (diamondback moth), 4288 nucleotides. Lineage: Eukaryota; Metazoa; Arthropoda; Insecta; Lepidoptera; Plutellidae. The record is from RefSeq and is a predicted model, not a curated record.
UAAGAUAACAGUAGUAGUCAUAUGUUCGCUGUGCCUUCGUGAAAACGGCUAAUUUGAUGCUAGUGAAAUUAAAGUGAAUAAGUAUAACAGUUAUCAAUUAAUCACUAAAUUGAGGAAUCAGUGCGGUGCUCCUUGCUAUUUCAAAUGUAUAGUGAGAAAAGUGUGUGUUCCGUGUUACUCGUGCUAGAUUUGUUGCUGCGAUAUGAGAGAUAGGUCGUCGUCGACGAUGCACAACAUCCGGCCGAUGGACCUGAUACUGGAGUCGGGGCACGCGGAGUACCCGCACCGGCAGCGCAGCCGGUCUUCGUCGUGGUCGUGGCGGCGGCACAACGUGCUGUCGCUGCGACCGGAGCCGCGGUACUCGUUGCAACAUGAGACUGAACAGAACAGUUUCCUGCUCAGACUGAAGGUGGUGGGCGCCUACUCCCUCGCCAAGAAGGAUAUCUUUGGUGCUAGUGAUCCAUACGUCCGUGUAGAGCUUCAGACCGUCGAGGGGGAUGUUACGAUAGAAACUUUUUUAACUAAGACUAAGAAAAAGACAUUAAAUCCAGUAUGGAAUCAGGAGUUUAUAUUCAGAGUAAAACCAGCAGAACACAAGCUCCUAAUCCAAGUAUUCGACGAGAACCGUCUCACACGGGACGACUUUCUGGGCAUGGCGGAGGUGCCUCUAGCCGCCGUGGAGGCCGAGCCCGCCGGCGCGCCGCGCCCCGCGCCCGUCAAGUACCCGCUCAAGCCGCGCAGGUCCGUCGCCCGUUCGCGCGUGCGCGGCCACAUCGAGGUAUACCACGCUCUGAUUGGUCGAGUCAGCGACGUGAUUGCGUUGGGGACGACCGAAGACGCGCCGCCGUCGUCCAAUGAGGACUGGGAGCUCGUGGAGCCGACCACUCAGAGGGGAGAUGUGCAACCGGUGGCGCUGGCUGCUUCCCCCGUGGACGACGACGACUGGGAGUUGGUCGACGCUAAUACGAUUGGGGGGGACCCCCUACCUUCAGGGUGGGAGGAGCGACAGGACGCCAACGGCAGGACAUACUACGUGAACCACAUCGCGCGCUCCACGCAAUGGGAGCGGCCUACUUUAACUCGCAACGUGAGUUCCGAAUCGCACUCGGAGCGCAUGGAGAACGCGGCCACGGAGUUCCAGCGCCGCUUCCACAUCUCCAACGACAGCAACGAGCGAGCUGAACAACCCGCGCAGACCCCGCCCGCGCAGCCCCAGGAGGAAGUAAACAAUAGGAGCGGGGAGUCUAACUCGUCAGAAGCCACGCCCUUCUCCACUCCGAUCCGGACGCCCGAACCGGAUCCGGAAACGGAGACGGAAGCCGUCCCGGACAGUCCGGAGAACGACCCGGACCUGCCGGACCACGACACUGCCGUACCGGACCACGCCGGACCGGCUACUGAUGACACUCCGGAACAAACAGAACCGGAAAACCCAGAAACCACUAGUAUAAGCAACGGAAACGACUGUGAUAAUAAUAAUUUAAGAGACACCGCCGAGGACGAUGACGUGGUCUGCGCCAACGAGCGAGCGACAGAGACGGAAACAGCUGAACAGACAGAGACGGAAACAGCUCAAGAGAAUAGUGAUACGAACACCAACAACGAAACAGUACAAGAUGAGACUGAUUCGCGAGCCAUCGACAACCAAACCGACGCCGUUAGCAACGAAGAAGCCAACCCUCAGAGUACUGACGAAGUCGACGCGGACGCAGAUCGAGGGGAACCAGACGGGGUGGCGGAAGAGAAUCAGGAAGUUUUGGAGGUGGACAACGAACUGUUGACGUUUGACGAGAAUCAUUUUAGUACCCCAAUACAAGGCACGCCGCAGAGGUCGCCUCGGCAGCGCCGGCGGCGAACGACUGAUAGUUCUGUGGAUUCUGAGGACGAGGCGGACGCGCGCAGCACGGACAGCACGCGCAGCAGCGCCAGCUCCGCGCCCAGCCAGCCGCUGCCUAAUAGCGAAGGGCUCCCCACGGGCUGGAGCAUGCAGAAGGCGCCCAACGGGAGGAUCUUCUUCAUCGACCACAACGCCAAGACCACCACCUGGAUCGACCCCCGGACAGGUUGUGCCUCAAGCUUACCGCACGUGGCGGCGGGGCGCGCGGGCGACGCGGACUCGCUGGGUGCGCUGCCCGAGGGCUGGGAGGAGAGGGUGCACUCCGACGGACGCAUCUUCUUCAUAGACCACAACACGCGAACAACCCAGUGGGAGGACCCGCGCCUCUCCAACCCGCAGAUCGCGGGCCCCGCCGUGCCCUACAGCCGCGACUACAAGCGCAAGUACGAGUAUCUCAAGAGCCAGCUGCGCAAACCGAGCAACGUGCCCAACAAGUUCGAGAUCAAGGUGCGCCGCUCGUCGAUCCUAGAGGACUCGUACCGCAUCAUCAGCUCCGUGUCGCGGCUCGACCUGCUCAAGACCAAGCUGUGGGUCGAGUUCGAGUCGGAGGUCGGACUUGACUACGGCGGCCUAGCGCGCGAGUGGUUCUUCCUGCUCUCGAAGGAGAUGUUCAACCCUUACUACGGGCUGUUCGAGUACUCGGCCAUGGACAACUACACGUUGCAGAUCAACCCGAGCAGCGGCGUGUGCAACGAGCAGCACCUGCACUACUUCACGUUCAUAGGGCGAGUGGCCGGCAUGGCCAUGUACCACGGCAAGCUGCUGGACGCAUUCUUCAUCCGUCCGUUCUACAAGAUGAUGCUGGGCAAGCAGAUCGAGCUGCAGGACAUGGAGUCCGUGGACCUCGAGUACUACAACUCGCUCAUGUGGAUCAAGGAGAACGACCCGUCAGAACUGGAGCUAACAUUCGCAGUGGACGAAGACCAGUUCGGCAAGACGCAGCAACGGGAGCUGAAGCCGGGAGGCGCGAAUAUCUCCGUAGAUAACACUAACAAGGACGAGUAUAUCAAGCUAGUGAUCUCGUGGCGCUUCGUCUCGCGCGUCCAGGAACAAAUGCUGGCCUUCCUCGAAGGCCUCGGAGCUUUAGUUCCACUUCCUCUGCUGAAGAUCUUCGACGAGCAUGAGCUGGAGCUGCUGCUGUGCGGCAUCCAGCACGUGGACGUGCGCGACUGGCGCGCCAACACGCUGUACAAGGGCGACUACCACGCGAACCACGUCGUCGUGCAGUGGUUCUGGCGGGUGGUGCUCUCGUUCUCCAACGAGAUGCGGUCCCGCUUACUCCAGUUCGUGACGGGCACCUCGCGCGUGCCCAUGAACGGGUUCAAGGAGCUGUACGGCUCCAACGGGCCGCAGCUGUUUACUAUUGAGAAGUGGGGCACGCCGGAUAACUACCCGCGGGCGCAUACUUGCUUCAACCGCAUCGACCUGCCCCCGUACGAGAGCUACCAGCAGCUUCGCGAGAAGCUCGUGAAGGCCAUCGAGGGCUCGCAGGGCUUCGCUGGCGUCGACUGAGCCCGAAGAUGCACGAACAUUCCCGAACAUAACCGAAGGACGUCACGGGGUAUUGGUAGGGGGAACGGCCUAUUUUGUUGUGUAAUGUUGGUACAGUUUAGGGUAAAGAAUGCGGAGUAUUUGAAGUAUUGUCACUCUGAGAGGGGUCAUUUCUGUGUUUUAGUUUUGUCGACAGCAUAGCUCGAUGGUUUUUCAGAAUACCUUAAUGUCUGGUUUACUGAACGAACACCUAAAUAUAUAGUUGAAUUUUAAUUUUUAAUUAAUUCUGGAUAUACACUAGAUGGCCAAACUCUGUAUGGCGCUAACGCCACGUUUUUAAAGAUAAUAUCGCUGUGAUUGAUAAAUAUAACUUAAUUUUUUACAUUUUCUGUAUGACAAUCCUUUGAUCGAUGUAUUUAUACUACACACAUGCUUGAUACUCUUUCGAUUAGAGCUAUGGUAUCGAUGAAAAAAAACUUCAUAAAUAAGAUAGCAUUUUUGAUACAGAAGCGCCCUAACUACAUAAUAAAGAAUUAAAUUAAAACGUCUGUAUACGACCGAUAAGUUUAGUCACUCCAUUGAUGAAAACAAAAUGAUUAAUGAAACAUGAUUGUAUGAUUUAGUAACAAAGCUUUUAAGACGUAUCAGAUGUUAUAAUUUUAUUAUUAGUAAGGAAUUGAGGUUACAUUUCUCCUAUAUUAUGAUGAUGAUGAUUGGUUUUACUGGUAUUAAAGUAAUGUUGUUAUUUUUAAAAUAAUGCAGGUUGCUACUGAACACUUAUGCAGCAUAAUUUUGUAUGUUCCAUAGCAAUAGUAAGUGAAUAGCAGAUGAAAACAAUGGUCUCUCAAAACUUAUGACUGAAAUAUUAAGAGACCCCAUUCCCCAACCUGCUGUAACUAA